CCUGCUUCGGAUGCACAUUAACACCUCGUCAGCUGUUACUUUUCUCUCAGAGGACGAUGGCUUCCAUGGGGAUGCAGAUGGCUGGCUGCGCCCUGGCUCUUUUCGGCUGGAUCGGGGUGAUCGUUGUCUGCGGUGCACCCAUGUGGCGGGUCACCGCUUUUAUUGGCAACAACAUAGUGACAUCUCAGGUCAUGUGGGAGGGCAUCUGGAUGAGCUGCAUGGUCCAGAGUACAGGCCAGAUGCAGUGCAAGGUGUAUGACUCCAUGCUGGCUCUGGGUACUGACCUCCAGGGGGCCCGGGCCCUGGUGGUGGUCUCCAUCAUCACAGGCAUCAUAGGGCUCCUCGUCGCUUUCGCUGGUGGAAAGUGCACCAACUUCAUUCCAGAGAAGAGGACCAAGGCGAAGGCUUCAGUGGUAGCUGGUGUGAUCCUGAUCAUCAGUGGAUUACUCUGCAUUAUCCCUGUUUCCUGGACUGCCAGCAUUAUCAUCAGGGACUUCUACAAUCCUCUGCUUGUUGACGCUCAGAAAAGAGAGCUGGGGGCUUCUCUUUACGUCGGCUGGGGCGCCGGGGCUCUGCUGGUCUGCGGAGGAGCACUUCUGUGUGCCAGCUGUCCCCCCAAAGAGGAUGAGACCCCCUCUGUGAAGUACCUCCUGAACAAGUCUGGAGGAAAUAGCAAAGAGGAUUCACUCCAAUCUUUUACACCAACAAAGACGUAUAUUUGAGACUUCUAAAAGGGGAGAAGAGAAGUCUGGUUGAUGAAACUUGUUGCUGUGAAAUAUCAAGAAAAGACUUAAACACAGGCAACCCACAAUGAAGGAAACGUGCACUUUGGAUGUAUGAAGAUGAAGUCUGACAUCUUUGAAUAUUCGUAUUGUUACUCUCGGUAUUGUAUAUAGGGCAUUUUACAUGUUUGGGAAAGUGGUCUGUUUCUUUCAGUUCUUUUGAUAUUUGUGAUUUAAUUUUUCCGCAAUAAAUGACCUUUGUAUUGUAAGGCUUUUUCUCUCUUAAGCUUCUUGUUUAUAUAUUUCAUAUAUAUGAGCCUGUGGUUAGACCAAAACACAGAGAGAACCUGUUUGUCAGGUACCAAAGAUCACUAUCCAGGGAACAAACGUGGUGACUCAGGGACUUAAAAUCCUGUUGGCUGAUCUGCUGAGUAAAGAAUGACCUGCUUUGAAAAGUUUCACCCAUCACUGUCAACAUUUGCUGCAUAAAUACUCAUUCCUGUAAUUAAAAAGGGGAUUAUCU
This is a messenger RNA of Larimichthys crocea (large yellow croaker), 1245 nucleotides long. Its product is annotated as claudin-4. The transcript has a single exon. NCBI's taxonomy places the organism in Eukaryota, Metazoa, Chordata, Actinopteri, Sciaenidae. The coding region runs from base 57 to 722 and encodes 221 amino acids. Gene Ontology annotation, cellular component: membrane; bicellular tight junction. Gene Ontology annotation, molecular function: structural molecule activity. The record is from RefSeq and is a predicted model, not a curated record.